This is a messenger RNA of Chlorocebus sabaeus (green monkey), 1769 nucleotides long. RefSeq names its product gap junction protein delta 2 (gene GJD2). Gene Ontology annotation, cellular component: connexin complex. NCBI's taxonomy places the organism in Eukaryota, Metazoa, Chordata, Mammalia, Primates, Cercopithecidae. Gene Ontology annotation, molecular function: gap junction channel activity. Gene Ontology annotation, biological process: cell-cell signaling. The record is from RefSeq and is a predicted model, not a curated record.
UCUGGAGGUGCGACCCGGGGAGGGGCCAGGAGCGGGAACGUGCCCGGUGCUGCCCAGUCUUUGUCUGCUGCCUCCGGAUGCACAGCGAUGGGGGAAUGGACCAUCUUGGAGAGGCUGCUGGAAGCCGCGGUGCAGCAGCACUCCACUAUGAUCGGGAGGAUCCUGUUGACUGUGGUGGUGAUCUUCCGGAUCCUCAUUGUGGCCAUUGUGGGGGAGACGGUGUACGAUGAUGAGCAGACCAUGUUUGUGUGCAACACCCUGCAACCCGGCUGUAACCAGGCCUGCUAUGACCGCGCCUUCCCCAUCUCCCACAUACGUUACUGGGUCUUCCAGAUCAUAAUGGUGUGUACCCCCAGUCUUUGCUUCAUCACUUACUCUGUGCAUCAGUCCGCCAAGCAGCGAGAACGCCGGUACUCUACUGUCUUCCUAGCCCUGGACAGAGACCCCCCUGAGUCCAUAGGAGGUCCUGGAGGAACUGGGGGUGGGGGCAGUGGUGGGGGCAAACGAGAAGAUAAGAAGUUGCAAAAUGCUAUUGUCAAUGGGGUGCUGCAGAACACAGAGAACACCAGUAAGGAGACAGAGCCAGAUUGUUUAGAGGUUAAGGAGCUGACUCCACACCCAUCAGGGCUACGCACUGCAUCAAAAUCCAAGCUCAGAAGGCAGGAAGGCAUCUCCCGCUUCUACAUUAUCCAAGUAGUGUUCCGAAAUGCCCUGGAAAUUGGGUUCCUGGUAGGCCAAUAUUUUCUCUAUGGAUUUAGUGUCCCAGGGCUAUAUGAGUGUAACCGCUACCCCUGCAUCAAGGAGGUGGAAUGUUAUGUGUCCCGGCCAACUGAGAAGACUGUCUUCCUAGUGUUCAUGUUUGCUGUAAGUGGCAUCUGUGUUGUGCUCAACCUGGCUGAACUCAACCACCUGGGAUGGCGCAAGAUCAAGCUGGCUGUGCGAGGGGCUCAGGCCAAGAGAAAGUCAAUCUAUGAGAUUCGUAACAAGGACCUGCCCAGGGUCAGUGUUCCCAAUUUUGGCAGGACUCAGUCCAGUGACUCUGCCUAUGUGUGAGAGGGAAGUUUUCACGAAGGUCUGGGGGAUAGCAAGGAGCCCCAAGGCAGAUGACUGCUCAGAGGUGGCUGUAUCCACCCUCAUUUAUGUGACUCUCACCAUUAAGAUGUAGGAUAAGACUGGAUAAAAGAAGAUUUUGCAUCAAUGGGAGAGGAGGAAAAGUGGAACCAUUUUCACAUAUCACCUAAUUGGUUCCACAGAGACAACUGGGUCAAGUGAUGAAAUGGAUGAAUUGGACUUCUUUGGGCCCUUUCUGUUUAUGGCCCAAGCCUAAUCCUGAUAACACUGAACUUGCACAGCUACCAAGUAGGACUUAGCCCUGCUGAGCUCUUUAUUCUGGUGAAUGAUGUGAGUUGAGUACUUCAUUGAUAUAAAAUUUGUGACCUAUCUCAACACGUCCCUUUAUCCUGAGCCAUGGGACAAACAUCCUUGAGGCACCCUUCAUGUAUCUCCCCCACCAGCAUGCCCCUUUUCCUCAAUCCAGAAUAGCAUGCCAGCUGUUUUUUUCAGAAUCUGGCCUUACAUUAGACCUAAUAUUGUUUAUUUGCAAACUUAGAGGGAAUUACAUGGGGUGCUUACAGGAGAAUGGCCAUGGCAGAGGUUUUCAUUACAGCCCCAUCUCACUGGCCCUUAGUCAUGAUGAAAACCUUAGGAAUGUCUCAAUCUUUCCAAUUUUCUAACUCAAACUGCACUGGUGCUGUUUAUUAGGGAUGGGG